Molecule: messenger RNA, 4914 nt
Organism: Myxocyprinus asiaticus (Chinese sucker)
Lineage: Eukaryota; Metazoa; Chordata; Actinopteri; Cypriniformes; Catostomidae
Gene: slitrk6
Product: SLIT and NTRK-like family, member 6
Exons: 3
Coding region: 580-3066 (828 amino acids)
Biological process (GO): positive regulation of synapse assembly; axonogenesis; regulation of presynapse assembly
Cellular component (GO): membrane
Molecular function (GO): protein binding
Source: RefSeq, a predicted model, not a curated record
CAGAUCAAGACGCCGGAGAAGUCUCCUCACUGCGGGGGUCAGCCUCACUCACAGGGAGAGGAAGCGGACAGCGCAACGCUGCUGAAUGUUAAUCACGGACUUUUAUUCUCAAUCGCUGGACUACCUUUAAGUUGGGGGAAAAAAUAAACUGAAACCUGAGGUCAACGAAGACGAGGGCGCAACAUCUCUAACAAAAAGCCCCGACUGCACAAAUGCAUAAAUGAUCGCGCGAUGGACAGCUGAGGGCAAGUUGGACCUGGACUUUUUCCAUGCGCUCUUUUUGCGCGUUGGGCUCUUCCGUGCCAAGGACGCCUUUUGACAAGUGCAGGAGGUCCAUGCGUCCUGUUUGUGUGGCGAAACUGGGUGGUUUUGUUUGAUCUACAAAGCACAAGUAACUUGGCCAAGUGGACUAUACCUACAGAGACGUCCGCGCUGCGUAAUUUUGGCAGCCAUAUCAACCUGUAGCCGAAGACCGGUUGCCCACUGAAGCUAAGCAGGGUUGAGCCUGGUCAGUACCUGGAUGGGAGACCUCCUGGGGAAAACUAAGGUUGCUGCUGGAAGAGGUACACACUAGCAAAAAUGCUGGCCAGUAUCGUUUUCAUUUGCUUCUUCUUUGCUGGUGCUAGUUUUGGAGACACCGAGCCUAAGGUAUUGCAUGAUGGAGCUUGCAAAUCUUUGUGCACCUGUAAAGAUAAAGAUGGACUCUUGUACAUAAACUGUGAGGAGAGAAACAUAAGCAAAAUCUUUGAUGUGCAAGUACCACCAGAUAUACCUUUCCAUCUAAAUCUAUACAAGAAUGACCUAGUGGAAUUACAAUCAGAGGAUAUGGAUGCUUUCAGGAAUGCUGUCACUUUACAUCUAGGAGCCAACAGCAUUCAGGAACUAGAACCUGGGGUAUUCAGUGCUUUGGGAUCCCUAAGAAAGCUUCACAUCAACAGCAAUUUCCUGGUGAUGUUGAAGGAGGACACAUUUCAUGGCUUGGUAAAUUUGGAAUACCUUCAGGCCGACACAAACUUCAUUCGGGUCGUGGAGCCUGGGGCCUUCAGUAAGCUUGUGCGUCUUAAAGUACUGAUCCUCAACGACAACUCCAUCGAGUUCCUUCCGAGCAACAUUUUCCGCUUCAUGCCUCUGACACAUUUGGAUCUGCGUGGGAACAAGCUAAAAACAUUACCCUAUGUUGGUUUCCUGGAGCACAUUGGUCGGAUAAUGGAGCUUCUAUUGGAGGACAAUGACUGGGUUUGUGAUUGUGAAAUCUUGCAUUUGAAGGUCUGGAUUGAGAACAUGCGAGCACAGUCAUCCAUUGGCGAGGUGGUUUGUAGUAGUCCCCAUCAUCUUAGGGGCACCACCUUGGCCAAGGUGAAAAGAGAUGUACUUUGCCCCUCCCAUGCUGACAUUAAUCUUGAAGAGCCCUCUAAGUCCCUUGACAUGGUCGUCACCCCAUCCACCAAGGUUGUUCAGAUACCAAAUGCCAAAGAUGACACAAAGCUCCCCACACCUGUGAAUGGCCUCGGGACAUUUUGCGUGUCAAUGUGUUCUUGUCACACUCACCCAAGUGCGGGUUUUUUAAUGCACUGUGAGGACCGAGGCAUUCAAAGGAUAUCUGAUCUGGGGAUUCUGGAACAAAGCCCCACAAAGCUUGUUUUAACAGGGAAUAUGAUACAAAGGCUUUUUAAAUAUGACUUUGUGACAUACGACAGUUUGGAAAUGCUAAAUUUGGCAAACAACCAAAUAGACUACAUCGACAAUGAGACCUUUCUGAGUUUGAGCAAUCUGAGAAAGCUGUACCUCAAUGGAAACCAGAUUGAGAAAAUCUCUGUUACAAUGUUUCUUGGCCUUCAUAACCUGGAAUACUUGUAUUUGGAGUAUAAUGUCAUUAAAGAGAUUGAAGCGGGAUCGUUCAACCCUUUAACAAAUCUGAAGCUUUUGUUCCUGAACAACAAUCUACUCAACACUCUCCCAGCACAAAUAUUCCGGAAUGUACCCCUGGUGAAGUUGAACCUACGUAAAAAUUUCUUUAUGCACCUACCGGUGAGCAACGUAUUGGAUCAGCUCAACUUUUUGGAGAAAAUCUAUCUUGAGGACAAUCCUUGGGACUGUAGCUGUGACUUGGUGAGCCUCAAACAGUGGGUGGAGAAUCUUGGUAAAGACACUGUGGUAGGGACCAUCUUAUGCCACACUCCUAGUAAGCUAAAUAGUGCUGAUGUAAGACACAUGAAGCAUGAUGUUCUCUGUCCUGGUUUGGUCACCUAUAAGUCCCUUCCUGGAGAAACUGAGAAUGGUUUUCCAUUCACAGCAGCACCAGAUGGUGGCACCAGUGGUUUCUUUCGAUCUUUGACAGACGCCGUGCCACUUUCGGUGCUCAUACUCUGCCUUCUCAUUCUCUUACUAAUCGUUAUCUUCUGUUCUGCUGGGAUUGUUGUGUUUGUGCUACACCGUCGACGAAGACAGGCCAAGAAGAAGCAGGUUGAGGAACAACCUCGUGAGAGCAGUCCUAUACACCUUCAUUACAGCAUGUAUGGCCAGAAGACAACCCACCAUGUAACAGAGAGGCAAGGAAUGGGCAUGUAUGAUGAACCAUCACGUAGCCCCAUCGUUCAGGUCUGCAGGAACCCUAGUUACUGCUCUCAGCACAAAGAAUACGAGCUAGAGGAGUACGACACAGAGAAACCUAAGUAUAUUUGCCACAGCAUCCUUAACAAGGAAAACGAAUCUCUCCUCACAGGACCCAACGUCAAGUUGAGGGCUGUUACUGACUUCCCUGCUGAGUUUAUGAGCCUUGGAGAUGCAAGUUCCUUGUACAAGAAUAUCUUAGAAAGGGAAGGGGAGCUUCAACAGCUUAGCCUCACCGACUAUCUCAGGAAAAACAUCUCACAUCUUCAGCCAGGUGUGGACAUGCAAGUCCCCAACCAUCACAAGGAGCUGAAAUUAAUGGAGACUCUUGUUUACACGAGGCCACGAAAAGUCAUGGUGGAACAGACUAAGAACGAGUACUUUGAACUCAAAGCCAACUUACAUGCCGAACCAGACUAUUUAGAAGUCUUAGAGCAUCAAACAACUUUCAACUGAGAUAAGUAUGCUAUAACAAUAAAAUUUGAGUUAACACAAUAUUCAAAGUGCCUUGACAGUUCAAUAUGAUUUCUGAUUUAGCCUGAAAGAAAAAUAAUGUGACAAUAUCAGAGCAGAGAAAACUCUUAUGAUGUGGACACAAUGUCUAAUUCCAGUUGUUUCUUGGACUUUUAGAGUAACCAUUCACUGGGACAUUGCAGAUAUUGGAUACAUUUUAACAAAUGCAGAUAUUUGGCAAUGAUUUGGUGUAAUCAUGUUCAUAAUACCAGGACAUUUGUUGUGCAAUGUAGAUAAUGCAUUAUCUUUUUGUUUACUACAUGGUAGUGAUGACUAUCAUAAAUUCACACAUUUCUGUUGGUGUCUUUAUUAUCUAUGUGACAGAUCUUUAAAGCUCUUCUUACCUGUAGCAAUGGACAAAGGCAUAUUUCUUUCUUUUUUUCUGUCAGACAGAAACAUUUAUGGCUAGUUAAAACAUUCCCUGAUUUGUUAUGUUUUGAUUUAAUGUGCCCAGUACAGUUUUUUGUCUACCUAGUCUCAUAGAAACAUGCUACUAUACCUGCACUGUUGCUAAAUUAUUUUUCAUGACUCAUUGUACGUAUCACAGCAGUUUCCUGGUGAAAUGAACACUAGAGGUGCUACAACAACAAUGACUUUUAUUACCUAAACACUUACUUUUCAGAUGACUUGUAAGGACUGUACAUUUUAAAGUUUGCAUUACAUAACCAACUACAUUUUAUAGCUUGUUCAACUGUGACCAAUUUACACAGUAGCUCAACUAAUAGAGUGUGCAUCUGCAAUGCAAAGGUCCUGAUUACGAUUCCUGAAGAGCAUGCAAGUCGAAACAUGAGUCAAAAAUGUCACGGAAGUGGUUGCUUAAGAAAUUGUGUUUUUCAUCUGAUGUAUGCUCUCUUUGACAUUAUUGGUUAGGUUUAGGUUUAGGGUAGGAAGGUAGAUUUUGAUGAUGUAAAACUUGAUAGAGCAUUAACCUUAAAAACCUCAUCUGUUUGAGAGAAAAUUGUACUUACUUUUAGCACCACUUAGCAGAUAUUUCACCUCAGAACUGCCGUAAUACAUGUAAAGAGUCACGUCAUUUUGUAAAAAAGUCGCCACAGUCACAUUUUUUCCAAGACAGCAGGCUGGUUUUUGUUUGUUCAUUAAUUAUUCAAUAAUAGUGGUAUCAAAAAUAUUGUGUAUUUAUAAAUAAAAAUGUCAAAUGAAUAAUUUUUCGACCCUGAGGUCAGACUUCAUGGAGGGAACCCAUUUACUGCGGCUGAAAUUGGCAUCUCAACUCGAAUUCUCAAUAUGCCUGGAGAGUUUGUUCACAAAUUAUAUCAUACAAACCCUCUUGCUCAUUAGCUCCACCGAUUCUGAUAUAGACAAAAACUCUGUUGGGCAUCCUUGGAGAAAAUAUAAAAGAAUUGCACUACUUAAAAUACGAUUUAAAGGUUGUUGAUGACAAUCACACGCUGUGGGGCCGCACCGUCCAUGCUAUUUUUCUCUAGCAUACCCAAGUAGUGUAGCUUCUGGUUUGUAUAAUAAUGUUGAUUAAAGAUCCUUUUGAAUACACAGAUCAUAUCCAACUAUUUUAUUUCAGCAUGACGGUUAUGCGGGGUGUUUUAUCUUCAUUAUCCGGCUAGAGAGAUAAAGAAAAAAAAAUGUAUAGAGACAAUAUGCACAUACAUUAUUGUGUUAAGCCUUGAGAUGUGUUAAUGUAUGGAAGAGCACCAUAGCUUUAUUUUGUACCAGUGUAGAUGAGAUUUAUUUAUUCUGUAUAUUUGUACAUAAUUUAACAUUUCUAUGUUUGUGUGCCUUUAAUGUGGUACCAAUUAAGCUGUAAAUAAAAAAUAA